AUGUCUUCUUUGGUAUUAACUUAUGACAGCUCGAAGGAAAUAUUUCAAUGCCAUACAUGCAACAAGACGUUCAACCGGAAGGAUGUCUAUCAGCGUCAUGUUCGGGUUGUUCAUGAUCCAAGACAGGCAGGACAGAAGAAAAGAUCAAAGAAAUCAUGCGAACGGUGUAUUAGAUACAAGCUGAAAUGCAACCGUGAUCUACCAUGUGCCUCGUGUCUACGAAAACAUGUUUCUUGCACAUAUGAAACCACUUCGUCUGGAUUGGCCAUUCAGCCACAGCCACAGUCGCUCGCUCUGCCUCAACUGCCUUGGGAUGCUGACAAUGACGAAAGAGAUUCAAUACGACACGACCAGCCUUCGCCAGGUUACGAAUCUACCGGCUCUUAUCUGGAAGGUGAAUUUCCAGAGUCUUCUGGCUCGCUGGCCAGGAUUCGAGACACUGUCAAUACGCCCACUCUACGAAACUAUUCAGCAAACAGUUUGAAGCAGCCGAGACCGGACUUUCUGCAUGCCAAUUUGCCCCAGCAACCAGCGGCUAUGGACCCCCAGGACUAUACCCCGGCUCCGUUUCUGCCAAGGGACUCCCCUUAUUCUGCCUUGCAGAUCAACCAGGAGCUAUUAGGAUCAACAGCAGAUGUAGAAAACUACGAAUGGCUGGAUCAUCUCUCACUCGAUCUCGAAGCAUUCGAUAGCAGUUUCUUUAGAGCAUCUAAGAUGGAUUGGCUGGGGGGCGAAACAGAUGUUUCGCCACCUGUUUCUGGUGAUAUGCAGAUAUUUUGCAACGAUGAGCCUUUCAAUAGAGAUGGUUUAGUCCCUCAACCUAUAUCAAUCGAUCAACCUUUUACCCCAAUAUUGGGAGCUGAACAACCGCAACUCAAUCCUGACAACUCAGACAAGAACGAGCAUGAAUCCUGGCCCGGUAUUCUGGAUCGUGGGGGCAACGAGUCUUGGCCUUUUGAUUAUACAUCAAAUAAGGGCUUCCGAAAAAUACAGCUUCCUCCACUCCGAGAAGUACUUGAACAGACAAUGGGAAAUAUACCAACUACUAAGUCUGGUACAGCCAAGGAUCUCGUCAAGGUACUUUCGAAUCCAUUUAUCCCAUCUUUAAACGAUAGUGCGGGACUGGAGGUGCUUCCGACGAUUACAUUUCUUGGGGAGUUAGUCAAAACCUACUUUGCAGAGUUUCACCCAGCCUUUUCAAUUGUUCAUCUGCCAACUUGGCGUAUUGAAAAAUGCCCAGCUGCAUUGGUGGCCGCCAUGGCAUGCAUAGGAGCGUCGUAUUCAACUGCCGAGGGAACCCAAAGGGUAGCUCCAAUACUGGCGGAAAUCACUCAACGUAGUCUUUUUUGGAUGAUAUACGCGUUGGGGUCUGGGAACCGCCGCUUAUACGAGCUUGCUGACGCGUCAAGGGGACUUCUUGCCACAGGGUUGAGAGAGCUAGGCGUGUUAUCUUCGGAUGCAGCUCAAAGUGACAAUAUUUCAUGUGACUUCCAACAUCUUAAAAGGAUGGAUCCAUCGACACUCGAACGCGCCUGGAAUUGUUGGCGCGAUACUGAGUUUGAAAGGCGUGUUGCAUGGUCGGUCUUUGAGUUUGAUUGCACUAUGUCUACGCUCACUAGCAAAAGAGGAGUUUUCGGCGUCUCGGAACUCCCAAUGAAAGCACCAUGCUCAGAGAACUUAUGGGAGGCUCCUUCAGCAAAUGCAUGGGCUUCGGUAGCCUCCUUCUCCACAAGUCUUCAAAGUGACAUUCCAUUUUAUCCAUUACUCCAGAACAUCAUCGCUCAGAGAGAAAUUCCAAAUACGACACCUACUUGGGCUAAACGAAUAUGCUCAUUGGUAAUCAGUCGUCUUCUUGGUGACCUGCGCGAGAUCGAGGAUAUUUCAUCCUCGAAAGUUUUGGGCCUCUCGUCCCUGGUCGAUGUCCACAAGAAAACCAGAGAAAAUCUUCUGCGUCGCUUGCUCGACGGCGCAUUACGCCUACCUUAG
This is a messenger RNA of Penicillium cosmopolitanum, 1986 nucleotides long. RefSeq lists its product as uncharacterized. Bases 1 to 1986 code for a protein of 661 amino acids. Gene Ontology annotation, biological process: DNA-templated transcription; regulation of DNA-templated transcription. Gene Ontology annotation, molecular function: DNA-binding transcription factor activity, RNA polymerase II-specific; zinc ion binding; DNA binding. NCBI's taxonomy places the organism in Eukaryota, Fungi, Ascomycota, Eurotiomycetes, Eurotiales, Aspergillaceae. The transcript has 3 exons. The record is from RefSeq and is a predicted model, not a curated record.